Pichia membranifaciens NRRL Y-2026 is the source of this 2241-nucleotide messenger RNA. RefSeq lists its product as hypothetical. The record is from RefSeq and is a predicted model, not a curated record. Lineage: Eukaryota; Fungi; Ascomycota; Pichiomycetes; Pichiales; Pichiaceae. Gene Ontology annotation, cellular component: nucleus. The transcript has a single exon. Gene Ontology annotation, molecular function: ATP-dependent chromatin remodeler activity; ATP binding; DNA binding. The coding region runs from base 1 to 2241 and encodes 746 amino acids.
AUGACUGCGGCCGACGAGGAACACAAGUCGUUGGCAGAGCUCUUGGCGGAAGAGUACAGCGGACAGACGAAGGAGCAGCGGGAGGGUAACCGGUUUGACAAGUCAAAGCUGAAGAAGUUGCAGCUGUUGAUCGACCAGUCGAAAACGUUUUCGCAGAUAAUCUCGGCGUCCUUGAUCCAGAAGCAAACGCACGCGGAGGAGCCGGCGAAGAAGAAACAGAAGCCGGACACGCGGAAGACGUCGUCUGCGGAUGCGCACUCAUUGGACACGUACAGGCAGCCGAAGUCGCUCGUCAACGUGACGUUGAAGAGCCACCAGCUGCACGGCAUGAACUGGUUGAUCUCGCUGUAUCAGAACGGCCUAAACGGGAUUUUGGCGGACGAGAUGGGGUUGGGCAAAACAGUGCAGACGAUCUCGCUUCUGUGCUUCCUGCUGGAGCAGGGCAUCGAGGGUCCGUUUCUGAUUGUUGCGCCGUUAAGCGUGGUGUCGAAUUGGACGCUGGAGCUCUCCAACUUUGCUCCGUCGCUCUCCUUUGUUCCGUACGUGGGCGAUAAGAAGCACAGGCAAAAGCUCAGAAGGAAGUCGUUGAGGAAGUUCAACGUGGUUGUGACCUCGUACGAAAUUUCGCUGAUCGAUUUCCCCUACUUGAGAACCAUCUCGUGGUCAUAUUUGGUUGUCGACGAGGGCCACCGGUUGAAAAACGCAAACUGCAUGCUUUUCACGAAGUUGAAGGCUCUACAAGUGUCCAAUCGCAUCCUCCUCACGGGCACCCCGCUCCAAAACAACUUGGCAGAGCUCUGGUCGCUAUUGAACUUCAUUCUACCAGACGUCUUCCACGAUUUUGCUACCUUCCAAAGCUACUUCAACUUCUCCGAGUUUGAAUCUCUUGUCGAGGACAACGACGAGAAUAACUCCGAGUUCAACUCUCUUGUCUCGAUGGAGGUGAGGAAAGCUUUGGUGAACAACCUUCACACCAUUCUCAAACCGUUUAUCUUGAGAAGACUGAAGAAUGAGGUGUUAACACUACCACCGAAAAGGGAAUACAUAGUAUACUCGAAUCUUUCCCCCCUACAAUCGUUUCUUUAUUCAACUAUGCUCCACCCCGAGAAUGACUUCCGUUCAACACUUUUGAAAACGUUCUUCCCCCUCUACGUGAAGUACAACUUCCCUGAAUUGGAGAAACAUGUUGAGCAGUAUCUAGAAAUGACAGACUCUGCGAAGUCCAAAAAAGGAUUGACUGUAAAAACUGUGCAGGCAUUGAACACGCACUAUGAAUUUGUCAACUCGCAGAUCAAAUCCAAACGAAUCUCCAACCCUUUGAUGCAAUUGCGUCAACUAUGUGAUUCUCCCUAUCAUUACUUUUUUCCCUGGAACGAUGACACCAAAAUAACCUCGGAUUUGAUUUUGAACACUGCCAAAUUGCAAUCUCUUGACUCGUUAAUACCUGCGCUAAUAAAUAAAUACCCAAGAGAGAAGAUUCUAAUUUUCAGCCAGUUCAAAUCCACUUUGGAAAUUUUACAAACCUAUUUCGACGAACACCCUUCUAAUGACAAGGUGUACUCUUCAAAAACAAACGUGUUUCCGCUGAAAACAUGCAUUUUAACCGGCUCCUCGUCAAAAGAAGAACGUGAUGAUGCAAUUUCGACAUUUGAGACAGACCCAGACUACAAAAUCUUUCUUCUUUCAACAAGGGCCGCCAAUCUAGGCUUGAACUUAACUGCAGCCACCACUGUGAUUUUAUACGAUUCUGAUCUUAAUCCAAUGGUAGAUUUACAAGCUAUCGCACGAGUGCAUAGAAUUGGCCAAACAAAACCCUGUCUUGUGUAUAGGCUGGCGACUCUUGCCACCGUUGAAGAAGCCAUCUGGGAAAGAGUGAUCAAAAAGAGAGUCUUAGAAGGUAUUGUUAUUGAAUUAGGCGAGUUCAAUGGUUCAGAUCAGUGGGUUACUUCAGAUAACAAGAAAAUUAAACUCAAGAAAGAAUCUGUGCUGAGCUCACUAUUAAACUUUUACAGUUCCAGAAGAGGCAAAAGUGGUUUGAACCACUACACAGAUCCUUCUCAGUUGGUCACAACAUUAAAAAGCAAUUCAUUGACUGCUGAAGAGAUUGAAGAGGCGACUAGUCAUGCUUUGGAAAAGUACGAGGAGGGGCAUAGAAUAAAUGAAGCCAAAUUGUCCCACAUCAAAUUACUUUCAGAGAGUGAUGUUACAGGGCAAAGUGCUCUUGAUGAUGUCCUUAGUUAA